AUGGAAAAUACUGCCAAAGAAUCCCCCAUCGUUCUUGGUGUGGUGGUAGUCGACUUUAACCACUUGGUGGGCCCUCAAAUUGAAUACUCAUACCCUUCAGAGCUGAAAGAGAAUGCUGAACUUGGGUCUGUCUUGCCAUUUCUUGCCCUACCUGACGGAAGCCAUAUGUCGGGCGAGGAUUACUGUUAUUUUCAUUUGCUAUGCAAGUCCCUUCAUCCAUCCACUAUUUUUGGUAUCUCUUGCAAUCGACAGAUUAUGUCUAAUGAAUUAAUUAACAAGGGGUCGGACGUGACACGCAGCAUGGUGCAAAAGGCUGUAGUCAUCCUUGCAAGUAAGCCGAUUUUUGGGCCAACACGAACCAAGCUUGGUAUGGUAACGCAUGCCUUUUUUGCUCAGCGUGACUUGCAAAAUAUUACUCUCAUUAAGGACUUUUAUAACACCCUUGAAGAUGGGCUUGAGCACUCGCCAGAGCAUGAUACGAUAUCACCCCAAGUGGACGGGCAUAACACAUUGUAUAUGGGCACAUCCAUUCGAGAAUUCAUUUUUAAGUGGCGCUUCAAGGUCCUUGUUCUUUUAAAGCUGUUAUUGCUUCAACGAAAGAUCAUGUUUUUCGGUUACCCUGUGGAGCAGCUUUGCACAUCACAGUACAAUUUGGUGUCGCUUAUACCAGCUCUUUUAUCUAAUUUAGAGGACUCUGCGUCGCCUGAGCUCGACAGUCAUUCACGAGGUCGUUCGAAGGCAGAGUCCUUGCGUAUGUCUGACCGUCAAAGUGUGCUUGCAUUUAUGGGCUUACCUCUUCCUCUCUUCGGUGAAGGCGCAUUCUUCCAGCCGUAUUGCCCUUUGCAGCAAAUGGAUCUUUUGCAGUCGCAAAGCUGGCUGAUUGGCACUACCAAUCUCAUGUUCAAGCAACAGCGAAUGUAUAAGCCUGAUGUGAUUGUGGAUUUGGAAACAAUGCAACUGCAGUUCCUGGACCCUAAUGUUGGCAGCUUAGUGUCACUUACACCUGCGGAUCGGAAGUGGAUGGACGGAUUAGUCAAUAUCAUCCAGGAAACGUGGAAUAGUGCGGAUCCGGCUCACCCUGCAAUGAUGCAGUACGCUGGCAGUGAUGAUUACUUGCGAGCUCGAUUUGAAGAGUAUGUGUUUGGCGUACUUUCGUCAGCCAAGUUUUUGGGGACUCAUGCCACUACGGAUGAUGCCUCGCCCACUACUGCUUUUGGCUCUGACUUUUUGUCAGCCUUCCGCCAAACAAGUGUCUUUGGCACUUGGAACUCGUAUACGGAUGAUACAUUAUGUGAUCUUAUCCCUUAUCAGCAUCCAUUUACAGGCAAGACAUCAACUGUGUCUGAUGUUGCCCUUCGUCUACAAGCUGGCUUGCAUGACCUUCGUCUCGAAGAAAACCUUGGGCCUACUCGUGAAGCCAUUGGGGCAGCCCUGCAAGCUGGAAGUGCAAGUUUAUCUAAAGUGGCCAGCAAUUGGCGUCAGGAUAUUACGCGCUUUGCCGCUUCCAAUGGCUGGCAGACACCACUGUCUGUCUGGUCGGAAAAAGACACUACGAGUCCAUCCAAUGCAAACCCUGAGGUGACGGACAAGAGAGAAGAUGCAGCAUCCUCUUCCAGUACGCCAACCAAACGCACAGAACCUAUCUUAUCGUCCUUACAAGCUACAGGGAUGCAAGGGGCUGCAGCACUGAGUACAUUUGGCUCCUUCCUGUCUGCCAAGCAAAAGUCGUGGUACAACGCACUAAACAAGCAGACGGAUACUGAACCAAAACCUCCAUAG
This is a messenger RNA of Malassezia pachydermatis, 1779 nucleotides long. RefSeq lists its product as hypothetical. The coding region runs from base 1 to 1779 and encodes 592 amino acids. Lineage: Eukaryota; Fungi; Basidiomycota; Malasseziomycetes; Malasseziales; Malasseziaceae. The record is from RefSeq and is a predicted model, not a curated record. The transcript has 5 exons. Gene Ontology annotation, cellular component: cytoplasm.